Akanthomyces muscarius is the source of this 1185-nucleotide messenger RNA. RefSeq lists its product as uncharacterized. Gene Ontology annotation, molecular function: NAD binding; oxidoreductase activity, acting on the CH-OH group of donors, NAD or NADP as acceptor. The transcript has a single exon. Bases 1 to 1185 code for a protein of 394 amino acids. Lineage: Eukaryota; Fungi; Ascomycota; Sordariomycetes; Hypocreales; Cordycipitaceae. The record is from RefSeq and is a predicted model, not a curated record.
AUGGCAUCGAAGUUGGCCCCAAAGCCCAUCUCACGGGCUGUCAAUCAAGUCCGCCGAGCACACACGCGGAGCAGUCCUGGUUCCACACCUCCAUCAAUGGUGAUCCUGGAUGACUACCUCUCUGUGGCGCAACCACAUUUUGCGCAUUUAGCUCCCGCCGACAUCAAUAUCGACAUUCUCAAGUCGCAUGUACCUCAAAAUACGCAGGAAGAGCGGAAGGCUCUGGUUGAAAGGCUUCGACCGUAUAAUAUCAUAUCGGCGAUGCGCGAAAGAACGCCAUUUCCUUCUGAACUGCUGCGCAGCUUACCGAACCUGAAGCUGCUGCUCUGCACUGGCACCCAGUUCGAGACCUUUGACCUCGACGUCGCGAAAGAGCUCGGCAUCAUGGUUGCUGCGGCUCCCGGAAAGGGCCGCAGCGACAAGCCUGAACCCUCGGGCACGCCACUUCCCGCUGACAUUAAAAAGGGAGGCGGCCACCCGACGACGCAGCACACCUGGGCACUCAUUUUGGCGCUCGCCAGAAACGUGGCGUUUGAUGAUGCCGUCGUCAAGUCGGGCGGCUGGCAGUCUGGCCUGGCGACGGGCCUCCCCGGGAAGACCCUCGGAGUCAUCGGCCUAGGACGACUGGGUGCGGCUGUGGCGAGGAUCGGGGCCCUGGCUUUUGGCAUGAAGGUGGUCUGCUGGAGUGCAAACUUGGACCAGGACAAGGCGGACCAGGCCGCGGUCAAUCUCGAUUUGCCCACUGAGAAUGAGUUCGGGGAGAGGACGUUCAAGGCGGUCAGCAAAGAAGAGCUGUUUCGGACUGCGGAUGUGGUCAGCUUGCACUAUGUUCUCAGCGAACGAUCGAGAGGACUGGUCUGCGCAGACAUGCUGGCCCUCAUGAAGCCGAGUGCAUUGUUGGUCAACACCUCUCGUGGCGCUCUAAUCGACCAAGAUGCUUUGCUUAGUGCAGCGCAUCAGGGCCAAAUCCGCGGCAUAGCCAUGGAUGUUUUUGAGCAAGAGCCUCUUCCUGAAAAGGAUCCUUGGCGCAUCGAGCAAUGGGGUACUGGGGGACGAUCCAAGGUGCUCACCACACCUCACAUGGGUUACGUGGACGAAGGUCUCAUGAACAGGUGGUAUGCGGAGACGGCCGAAAAUUUGGAGCGUUGGCUGGCGGGGAAAGAGAUUCUCCAUCGCCUCGUUUGA